Molecule: messenger RNA, 1113 nt
Organism: Ipomoea triloba (trilobed morning glory)
Lineage: Eukaryota; Viridiplantae; Streptophyta; Magnoliopsida; Solanales; Convolvulaceae
Product: GDSL esterase/lipase At5g18430-like
Exons: 5
Coding region: 1-1113 (370 amino acids)
Molecular function (GO): hydrolase activity, acting on ester bonds
Source: RefSeq, a predicted model, not a curated record
AUGGCAAAACAACAACAUAACAUUAUUAAUCUUGUCUUCCUUUGCAUCAUCGUCACCUUGUUCUGCGCAUGUUGGGUUCCGGCGGCGACGGAGGAGCUAGCAGCCCCCGUCUUCCUAUUCGGCGAUUCGCUUUUAGACGUGGGGACUAACAAUUACCUAAUCGGAAGCAAAGCCACUGCUAAUAAUCCUUAUUAUGGAAUUGACUAUCCUAACUCCACUCCUACUGGCAGGUUCAGUAAUGGCCGCAACUUUGCUGAUUACAUCGCGAGUCUAUUGAAUUAUUCCGACGAAAGUCCGCCGCCUUUUCUUGCUCUGAUCCAAGAUAUGGGCAACUUCAACCGCAACAUUUUGGGUGGUGUGAACUUUGCUUCCGGAGGAUCAGGAGUUUUUGACAGGACCGGAUGUCAAGCAUUUACAAAUGUUGUUUCAUGGAAGCAACAAAUUCGGCAAUUCGAAACAGUUUGUGGGAACAUCACACAAUCGUUGGGUGAAAUCAAAGCUGGAAAACUCAUCUCAAAUGCCCUCUACAUCAUCAGUGUCGGAAGCAACGACUUGUUCGACUAUCAUCGUUUCUCACCGCCUAUUUCUGGACCACAUUUCUUAGCCAAUCUCAACAAUGCCCUCGCCAUUAAACUAAAGAUUUUGUAUACUUUGGGAGCAAGAAAAUUUGGGUUGUUAGGGGUCCCAGCUCUGGGGUGUUCCCCGGCGAUACGUAGUAUGAACGGCGGCGCGUGCAACGAGACACUGAAUAGCAUGGCUGAAGCUUUCCAUGAUUCAACUCUCACCCUUCUCCACAACUUGAGCCAAGCAAAUCCAGGGAUGCAUUAUGCACUUGGAAACUCUUACAAGCUGACUAGGGUAAUUAUCGACCAUCCAGCCCUAGGAGGUUUUAAGGUUGCCUCGAAUGCUUGUUGUGGACAGGGACCAAACAAGGGACAAGGAAAAUGCAUGGAAACAUCGAAUCUAUGCAAGAACCGCGAUUCCUACGUCUUCUUCGACUUGUUUCAUCCCACACAAACAGCGUCUAAUUAUGCCGCCAUAUUUCUUGUCUCCGGGGGGAAUCAAACUGUUUCACCCAUCAACUUUACAACCUUGGCUAAUAUUCACGUCUAA